Molecule: messenger RNA, 1653 nt
Organism: Musa acuminata AAA Group (dessert banana)
Lineage: Eukaryota; Viridiplantae; Streptophyta; Magnoliopsida; Zingiberales; Musaceae
Product: RNA-binding protein BRN1-like
Exons: 9
Coding region: 93-1427 (444 amino acids)
Cellular component (GO): ribonucleoprotein complex; nucleus; cytoplasm
Molecular function (GO): mRNA binding
Source: RefSeq, a predicted model, not a curated record
GACGAAGGAAGAAUAGGGGAGAGAGAGAAAGGGAGUGCUCGAAUCCUGAAGCCCAGGCGACCACAGGAAGAGGGAGAUCUUUGGGCGUGGGAAUGGCGGAAGGAGAGAGGAGGGGAGGGGGAGAGAGAGGAGAAGAGAGCGUGAAGCUGUUCGUGGGGCAGGUACCCAAGCAGAUGGCGGAGGAGGAGCUGCGGGCCUUGUUCAAGGAGGUGGCGCUCGUCGACGAGGUCAGCAUCAUCAAGGACAAGGUCACCAAGGCAUCCCGAGGUUGCUGCUUCCUGAUCUGCCCGUCGCGCGAGGAGGCCGACAAGGCGGUCGCCGCAUACCAUAACAAGCGGACGCUCCCCGGUGCUUCUAGUCCAAUGCAAGUAAAGUAUGCUGAUGGAGAGCUUGAAAGACUAGAACACAAGCUUUUCAUAGGAAUGAUUCCAAAGAAUGCAUCCGAUGCUGAAGUUGCAGCAUUGUUUUCGAAAUAUGGUACUAUUAGGGACUUACAGAUCUUGAGAAGUUCUCAACAAACAAGCAAAGCAGGCUGUGCAUUCCUGAAAUAUGAAACAAAAGAACAAUCUUUGGCAGCACUUGAAGCCUUGAAUGGAAAACAUAGGAUGGAGGGUUCAAGUGUGCCUCUGGUUGUUAAGUGGGCAGACACAGAGAAGGAAAGGCAAGCUCGAAGAGCACAAAAAGCUCAAUCUCAGGCCUCCAGCCUUGCUUAUGGUAAUUCAAUGCAUCAGCCAUCAAUAUUUGGUGCUUUACCAAUGGGCUAUAUUCCUCCGUACAAUGGAUAUGGGUAUCAGCCACCUGGAACUUAUGGGCUUAUGCAAUACCCUUUACCUUCAAUGCAAAGCCAAGCUGCAUUUCAUAAUAUGAUCCCACCUAUUAAUCAAGGAAAUACACUACGUGGGGUCAGUUCUGAUGUUUCUCCAGGCACGGCUUCUAGAAGUUUUAAUACAGUACAAUCCGGUGGCUUUAUAAGUUCACCAUAUCCCACUUUGCCAGGUCUUCAGUAUCGAUUAUCAUAUCCAACGACUGCCAGGCAUCUGGGCUAUUCCCAUGUCUCAGGCCACCCGGUUAACAUGAAGGCUAAUCUGGCAACACCUUCAGGCCCUAGCACAACUUCUGGGGGACAGAUCGAAGGCCCUUCUGGUGCAAAUUUAUUUAUAUACCAUAUUCCACAAGAAUAUGGAGAUGAGGAGCUCUCAAAUGCUUUUCAGGGAUUUGGCAGGGUUUUGAGUGCUAAAGUUUUCGUAGACAAAGCAACCGGUGUUAGCAAAUGUUUUGGUUUCGUAAGCUACGACUCACCUGCAGCUGCCCAGGCUGCCAUCAGUGUGAUGAAUGGCUUCCAAUUAGGUGGUAAGAAGUUGAAGGUCCAACUCAAGAAGGAAAACAAAGUAAACCUUGUUGAUGGUGAGAUCCGUCUGAGAAGGUAGCAAGUCACUGUGGCCUUCAUUCUCUGCAACACGAGUGAAUGGAAGAUAACUGAUUCUUAGCAAUUUGCUCAUUCUAUCAUGUUUUAGAAGUGCCAACUUUACCUGAUUCAUUCUUGAAAUGGUACAAAUGCUGUAUUUUACUUUCAAUUCUUUUGUCUUGUAAUUUAUGUACCAUGGGAGUUUCAUUAGACAUUUAACAAUUUAAUUCAUUCUUUUUUUCCUAUCA